This is a messenger RNA of Sclerotinia trifoliorum, 1461 nucleotides long. The record is from the annotation of a GenBank genome assembly. NCBI's taxonomy places the organism in Eukaryota, Fungi, Ascomycota, Leotiomycetes, Helotiales, Sclerotiniaceae.
GGCACCAGGAAUUCCCACUGUAAUAGCCGUACGGAGCAGUAUAGAUUUGACAGGUCAUAAUAUCCCGUACUAUUAUAUUAAUACGAAAAAGUGAAGCUAUUCACUCCCUCGCGUCCUUCUAACUACGACACAAGGCAGGCAUUUCGCUUGCGUAUCUCUGACUCAACUUCGAUAUCGUACCCCAUUAUUUACAAUAUAUUUCUCAUCCCCGAACUCCAGCAUCGUGCACUCUCGACGCUCCAGCAUACGAUUUAUUAGUUGUUAAGAUGUUAAAAAUAUGGUCAAUGGUAUGACGAACUGAGAAUUCGGAAAACAUGUGCAGCUGUUUCAAUAUGCUAAUGUAACGCGCAGAAACAAAAACAGCAGCAAGAGGCAAAUGCCGAUGCUGCUGCGGGUAUCAAAAAGAAGAAAGUCACGGCUGCACAGCUCCGGUUACAAAAAGGUAUGAUCAGCGAUGUUCGAGUCUUGAAAAAGGGGAGGAUUUGAUGAGAUGGGAUGGGGCAUGUAUGUAUGUGAGCUAACAUCGCUCUUUGCGUUUUGCCAGAUAUCGCAGAAAUGUCGCUACCCUCUACUAUGCGCACCGAUUUUCCCGACGAAGACGAUAUCCUCAACUUCUUUUUAUACAUCGAACCUGAUGAGGGCAUGUACAAGGGCGGAAUCUUUAAAUUUAAAUUCGCGGUUCCGGAGACAUUCCCGCAUGAACCACCGAAGGUCAACUGUGAACAAAAGAUUUACCAUCCGAAUAUCGAUGUUGAAGGGAAAAUUUGUUUGAAUAUUUUGAGAGAGGACUGGAAGCCGGUGUUGAAUUUGCAAGCGAUUGUUAUUGGGUUACAGGUAUGUUGCUUAAAAUGAGCGUUGUUUAUUCUGGAUAUAUAUGAUACGGGAACUCCGUGAAGGACUACAUGUUAAUCAUAGAUAAAUAGUUCCUUUUCCUCGAACCAAACGCGUCGGAUCCCCUAAAUAAGGAAGCAGCAGAAGAUUUGAGAUCAAACCGAGAAGGAUUCAAGCGGAAUGUGAGAUCAGCUAUGGGAGGAGGAUCGGUCAAGAACGACACUUUCGAUCGAGUGUUGAAGGUUUGAUGGGAGAGGGCAUAUAGAUCGGACAUAUGCUACAAUACUACGAUGUGAGGAAAAGGUUACAUGGUCCGGACAGAAACCACACUUUCAGCAUCGCAGCACGAUAUGUAAGGUCACAGCAUGAGGACGGGAGCAUAAUGGGCGUUUUUUUAUUUGGAGAUCGAGGGCUUUUGAUGCAGACCUUUUGCUGCUGAUAUUUAGCGUUGUGUCGUAUGCUGUAGAAAGGACGCGGUGUUUUUGGGCCACGGAGAGAUGGAAGCAUUCAACCGGGUUAAACACAAUAUAAAUACAAACAAUAAGAGAUCUUUUCAGUUUUGAGCAAAGGCAAGAAAGCCUUCCAGGCAGUGUCUCCUCGAGGGUAGCAAAACGUCAUUUCCGGCGACAU